CGCGGGCAGAGACAAAGAGACCUCGGCCCCAGCGCAGCCCGGGCUCCCCUCGAAGACUCCCACGGUAAUGGCCGGGUCCCCGCGGGUUCCCGCGCUCGGCUGCGCUGCCCUCUCCCUCUGACCACGCUCCCGCUCGUCCGCGACCCGGGCCCUCCCUGCGCUCCCGGCCCUCUCUCCAGUCGGUGCGUCUGUCCGUCCGUCCUGGCGCGCCACCUCCGGCCACCGGCUUGGAUGGACGCGCUGAGGUUGCCCGGGGGUCCAGGGAUCUCGCUUCCGAAGUUGGUCCUGCUCUUUGUCUACGCAGAGGACUGCCUCGCUCAGUGCGGCAAAGACUGCAGAUCUUACUGCUGCGAUGGGACCACGCCCUACUGUUGCUCCUACUACGCCUAUAUUGGGAAUAUCCUCUCGGGCACAGCAAUUGCUGGCAUCGUGUUUGGAAUUGUAUUCAUCAUGGGGGUCAUUGCUGGGAUUGCCAUAUGUAUCUGCAUGUGCAUGAAAAACAACCGUGGGACCCGGGUGGGUGUCAUCAGGACCACCCACAUCAAUGCCAUCUCCUCCUACCCUGUGGCCCCACCGCCCUACAGUUAUGACCAUGAGAUGGAAUACUGUGCCGACUUGCCACCACCCUACUCUCCGACCCCACAGGCUUCAGCGCAGCGUUCUCCACCCCCUCCUUAUCCUGGAAAUUCAAGGAAACAGUCCUCUUCCCAUAACAGAAUACGUGCCAAUCAGAGAUCCUGCUUAGAAUAAAAUGGCUCUACUCAGGAAAAGGAAAGGCUUGCUCUAAGGAAUUUUGGGGUGAAACAUCAUGUCAAGUGGAAUGUCCAGGCCAAGAAAUACUGAGUUUUUACCCUUCUCUGAGCUGACCCCUUCUGGAGUACUGUUAUAUUUGAUGGUAUCACAUUUGAAAGAUGUACUGGUCAAUGAAAGCACAUUCAGAGAAGAGUAACAAGUUAGACAAAGCAUUUGAAACUCAUGUUGCUUAAGGAAAUUGCAAUACUGAUCCUGGAAGAGUGAAGAAUUAGGAAAGACAGUACAACAGCCUGGUCUACAUAAGGAAACAACUAUAUUCUGCAUAGCCUUAAAAGUCAGAACUAGAAUUAUUCAUUCUUUCAUUCAUCAAUAAAUACUAUUCAAGUG
This is a messenger RNA of Suricata suricatta (meerkat), 1140 nucleotides long. It is a transcript of the gene CYYR1, whose product is annotated as cysteine and tyrosine rich 1. Lineage: Eukaryota; Metazoa; Chordata; Mammalia; Carnivora; Herpestidae. The transcript is spliced from 4 exons. The coding region runs from base 232 to 750 and encodes 172 amino acids. The record is from RefSeq and is a predicted model, not a curated record.